Molecule: messenger RNA, 941 nt
Organism: Clunio marinus
Lineage: Eukaryota; Metazoa; Arthropoda; Insecta; Diptera; Chironomidae
Source: the annotation of a GenBank genome assembly
UUUAAUAUCUUUUCAACAGAAAUUUGAAUUACAAUUAAUUAAAAAUGUUAUUGAAACGAACGAAGCAAGUUUUAUGCGCAAUUUUUGGCUUACUUUCGUUGUCUUUGACGUUAUAUACUGUUGUGAAAUUCGUCUUAUUUACAUCGAAGCCGACUCAACAAAAAUACCGAAGUGGGAAAUCUCAAGAAUUAAAAGUCGCUGUUCGUCUUUUGCUUAAAAACACAAUAUGGCUUGUGGUGUUUAUUCUUCAGCAUAGCUUUCAAAAGCAUGAAAAUGUCAAGAAGUUAUGGAAGAAAAUUGGUCUUGAGAGUAUCGAGCGUGCGGCUUACAAUUUUUUCUCAUCGUUCAUUUUGUUGCAAUUGGUGCAAAACUGGACGUUUGUUGAGAAGUGGACAUUAUGGAAUAUUUCAGCUCCAGUUCAUUCACCGAUUUGGUGGAUUCUCGUAAUCACCCACUCAAUUUUUUGGAUGAUUAUUGGAUGUGGAAGUCUGCUUAUGGACUUGCCUGAAAUCGUUGGUAUCAAGCAGAUUUAUUACGACAUCCAAGGUUUAAAUGAACCAUUAACAUACAAAGCUCGAAGCUUGAAUCAUUUGCUAUCAAACAUUCGCCAUCCAUCAUUCAUUGGAUUCUCUUUGAUAUUCUGGUUAACAAAUUUAAUGAGCUUGGAUCGCUUCAUAUUGUCAUUAAUGUUCACAUGCUACAUGUUUGUUGCCUGGAGCCCCGAUCGUACCGAUUAUGGUUAUCAGAGACAGCAAUUUCAACUGAAGAAACUUGAACUGAGCUACGAUUUGAAGCAGAAAUAAGGAAACUUCAAGACACACUUAACAUUACUAACUUUUUCUGAUGAUUCUCGAUUAUCUUAAUGAAUUGACAAUCUUUUUGUUUCUCUUCUCAAGUAGUAAAAGAUAAUAAAAUAAUCAAAAAAAUUCUCUAAUCUUUUC